Molecule: messenger RNA, 282 nt
Organism: Clunio marinus
Lineage: Eukaryota; Metazoa; Arthropoda; Insecta; Diptera; Chironomidae
Source: the annotation of a GenBank genome assembly
AUGACGAAGAGAAGAAAAACUGAUUUUCGUGAGCUCAUGGGAAAAAAAAGUUCAAGUUGGCACGAGCGAAAAGAAAACGACGAUGAAGAAGAUAUUGUUGGCUAUCGCAAAACCAGAAGUGCAUGUUUGAGGAUUGGCAGACUUGAAAUGGAAUUACAAAUAUUUAUGUCUUUGUGGUUGCUUUCUACUUAUGCCUCACCCAUCAUAUCCACCCACUCAGAAGCUUUUUUCCUUGCUGCAACGUUGAAAAGCUUUUUAGUCGAUGUGAGCAGAAGAGAGUGA